Phlebotomus papatasi is the source of this 1490-nucleotide messenger RNA. RefSeq lists its product as uncharacterized. The coding region runs from base 105 to 1361 and encodes 418 amino acids. The transcript is spliced from 5 exons. The record is from RefSeq and is a predicted model, not a curated record. Lineage: Eukaryota; Metazoa; Arthropoda; Insecta; Diptera; Psychodidae.
AAACAGUAAAACAGUCAGUCACUGAUCGGAAAUCAUCACGGUCCAGUAUAAGAAGUUCUUUCUGAUUUUCUAUAAAAGUCACAAAGCAAAACUAAAUAACAAUCAUGUCACCAAAUGAGACAACACAAAAUGAAGAGAAGCCUAAGAAUGUAUAUCCCAGGUGGCUCAAUAAAUUCUUCUUCACGGAUAUCCUCCGUAAAGAAUUUGAGACUUUCAAAGUGGUCCGCGUUGGUAUUGCUCCAGCAACUGCCAAAGGCGAAAACUAUGCAUCAGUCAUGUACAGAGUCAAGUUACAGAUUGAAAAUAAGGAAAAACAUGUUUUGCAGAGGACGUUUAUCGUAAAGGCCUUUCCUGAUCUUGGUGUACAUCAGGAACUUAUGGAACAAUUCAAUGUCUUCCCAAAAGAAAUUGAAAUGUACGGCACCAUUUUACCAGCUUUUGAGAAGAUGUACGAAGAUGUUGGAGUUAAGGUCCGAUUUGGACCAAGCUGCUUAAUGGCUGGAAGUGAACCAACAGAAGUAAUUGUUAUGGAAGACGUGACCGAGAAAAACUACAAAAUGGCUAAUCGUAAAACUGGACUAGACCUAGCACAUUGUGAACUUCUUCUUGCUAAACUAGCCAAAUUCCAUGCUGCAUCAGUAGUCUAUCGUGAAAAGAAUGGACCGUACAAGGAAUGCUACAAAAAUGGAAUUUAUUCUGAAAAUAUGAGACCAAUUUUUGAGCAAUUCUACAGUGCUAAUGCAGAACUAUUUACUGAGAUUGCAGCUGAAUGGAAACUUACGCCAAAAUUGAGCAAUGCUAUGUUAAACUGGAGGGAUAAUAUGCUGGACAGAUGUUUUGAAAUAGUAAAGGAAGAUCCUAAUUCAUUCAAUUGCCUCAACCAUGGUGAUAUGUGGUGCAACAAUUCCAUGUUCAAGUACGAUUCCACUGGAGAGGUCAAGGAUGUCAUACUGGUUGAUUAUCAAAUGUGUCACUAUACAUCACCAGCUAUUGAUCUGAACUAUUUCAUUUUUACAUCAUGUCACAAAGAUAUCAAAUUGCAGAAGAUGGACUAUUUAAUCCAAUACUACCACACACAACUGGUUAAUGCUUUAAAGCUCUUGAAUAGUACAACUAAACCUCCUACACUACUGGAAUUGCAUAUUGAUGUAUUAAGGAAAAUGUAUUAUGGACUUGCAUCGGCUAUUGGCACUUUUGCAAUUUGCGUUGCUGAUGCUAGUGAAGAAUCCGAGAUGGCAACAUUCACAAGAACCGAUGAAAAAGCUACUGAAUUCAAGAGAAAGGUCUACACUAAUCCAAUCUUUGUGGAUGCAUUGAAGGAAAUUAUACCAUUCUUCGAAGCCAAGGGUAUUUUAGAUUAAUGUCUCGCACCAUAUGGCUGUAUGGCCUAAAGAAACUGAAUACUAGUUAGGGUAAGUGUGCCAAAUUUCGGCAUAGUUGCAUGCAAGCGCCAAAGUCUCAAGUUUGAAAUAUAAUAUUUUUAAUACAAA